This is a messenger RNA of Colletotrichum lupini, 1530 nucleotides long. RefSeq names its product cytochrome P450. NCBI's taxonomy places the organism in Eukaryota, Fungi, Ascomycota, Sordariomycetes, Glomerellales, Glomerellaceae. Bases 1 to 1530 code for a protein of 509 amino acids. The transcript is spliced from 4 exons. The record is from RefSeq and is a predicted model, not a curated record. Gene Ontology annotation, molecular function: iron ion binding; oxidoreductase activity, acting on paired donors, with incorporation or reduction of molecular oxygen; monooxygenase activity.
AUGGCCCUGGUCAAUGCCUCAGCAGCCGUCGUAGUGGUUGCGAUCUCACUCCUAAUAUACGCCAUCUUUGGUCAGCCAAAGCUGAGGAGGAAUGGCGUCCCAUUACGACGACCUCCUAAUACACUGCCGCUCGCCGGAAAUGGCAUCAUCUUCCUCAGAGAUCGCCAGAAGCUAUUCGACUGGUUCACCAAGUGUGAACAACUUUACGGCUAUGAAACGCUGCAAAUCUCUGUUCCCAGUCUACCUCCAGGGGCCAUCAUCAGCGAUCCCAAGAACCUAGAAUACGUCUUCAAGAACGAGGGCAUAUUUGCCAAGGGGGAAUUCUUCAAUGGGAGAUCGAGGGACUUGUUUGGUAAUGGCAUAAUCAAUGUUGAUGGCGACCUGUGGAAGGUCCAGAGAAAGGCCGGCCUCAAUUUCCUCAAUACCUCGAACCUGAGAGUUCUCACAGACGUGGCGUUGCCACAGUAUCUAUCUCAGAGUGUCGCCUACCUUGGAAGCCAGUCAGGUAAUGAUGUGGUGGACUUGCAGGCAGUCUUCCACGAAAUCACGACCCAACUCAUGGGCAAGAUGGCUUACAACAUGGAAAUGCACGCAGAAGACACGUUUGGCCUGUCCUUCGACUACGCAUCAGGUGCGACUGCAAAGCGGUUCCAGAAUCCAAUGUGGUUCCUCACAGAGAUCCUCACAGGAGCACGUCUGAGGAAAUCCAUCUCUGUCGUAAAAUCCUUUGGACAGAGCAUAGUCUCCAGUGCGAUGACGGACAGAAAAGCGUCUCCCAAAACCGCGCCAGACGUCUCAAAAGAUCUGGGGAGCGACAGGCUCGACAACAUAUCCGGCAGUUUAGUCCAGUCAUUGCUAGACACCAUUGGAGACGAGCAGCUGGUUGCCGAUGCCGCGCUGAAUUACCUCUCGGCAGGCAAAGAUACCACGGCGCAGGCUCUGACGUGGACAUUCUACCUGCUCAUGCAGUACCCGGAGGUUGUAGCCAAGAUCCGCGAGGAGGUCGACGACAUUAAACAGCAAAGUGAGGAGGACUCCCUUGAGAAAGCCAUUGCGGAACGGGGUAACCCGAAUACGAUGCCGUACGUCUUCUCAGUCUUUUACGAAGCGCUGCGCAUCUUCCCACCGAUCCCUUUCGAAAUCAAACAGGCUGUUCAGGCGACAACGCUACCAGACGGCACCUUUCUACCCCAGAACUCCGUCAUUGUCUGGUGCACCUGGGCGAUGAACCGCUCGCGCACCACAUGGGGCUCUGAUGCGGACCAGUUCCGGCCCGAGCGAUGGCUGGUCGACGGUAAAGUCAUCAACAAGAGCACCUCCGAAUUCCCAGUCUUCAACGGCGGGCCAAGAACAUGUUUGGGGAAGAAAAUGGCUGAGAUCAUUGCCGUGCAAGUAAUUGCUACCGUAGCUGGUCUCUUUGAUUGCGUGAGAGUCGAUGACUCGACGAGAGUCAGCAAGAGUAGUCUUACCUUGCCGAUGAAGGACGGCCUGCCCUGUUUUUUACAACGUAGACCUGAUGUCGAAUUUUAA